Hydra vulgaris (swiftwater hydra) is the source of this 1567-nucleotide messenger RNA. RefSeq lists its product as uncharacterized. The record is from RefSeq and is a predicted model, not a curated record. NCBI's taxonomy places the organism in Eukaryota, Metazoa, Cnidaria, Hydrozoa, Anthoathecata, Hydridae. Gene Ontology annotation, cellular component: nucleus. Gene Ontology annotation, molecular function: DNA binding.
GUCUAAUAGAAAUAGCCUAUACCUAGUCGACUAAUUUAGCCAUUAUUUUCUAAGGUAUAAGCUAUUUCUGUCGAGGCAUCCUAACAUAGUUGCUCGCAUGACUGAAUCAUUAAGUGCGAAUAGAAGAAAUGUCUCACAAGCUGUCAUACAACAAUGGUUUGCUGAUAUAAGAUCGUACCUCUCUGAACAUGACCUUCUUGAAAUCCUUCAGAAACCCCAGCCUAACUAUAACAUCGACGAGUCGGGGUUCCAGUUUUCACCCAAGGUUUCCAAAGUUUUAGCUGCUAAGGGUUCUAAAAAUGUACCGUAUGCGACAUCUUCAAAAGAAAAGGAAAGAAUCACUGUUCUAGCUAACGUUGGUGCCGAUGGCUCUCUCCCUCCACCGCUUAUAAUUUAUCCUAACCUUCGUAUUCCUAUGAAUGUAUACGAAGCCAUUCCAUCCAGUUUAUUUGCAAUCGGAAAAAGUGAAUCGGGAUAUAUUAACCAUCAGGUGCUUUAUGAGUAUCUCACUAAUGCAUUUGACCAAUGGUUAACUCAACAUAAUAUACAAAGACCAGUUAUAGUUUGGUCCGACAAACAUGAAUCGAGGCUGCAAUUUCAUUUAGUUAAAACCUUAGCAGACCUGCAAAUAAUGCUUAUAUUGAUCCCACCAAACUGUACCCAUUUCAUGCAGCCUUUGGACGUAGGAUUGUUUGGCCCUAUGAAAAAUGAAUGGGCUAAGUGUGUGAAUAGGUUCAGGGCUGCCAACCCAAAUGAAUACGUUACCAAAGAUUCCUUUGCAGGAAUGUUCCUGCCAGUGUACACAAGGGUCAUGAGUAGAGAGAAAAUAGUAAAAUCCUUUAAAAAAUGUGGCAUACAGCCAUUUGAUCAAGACUCUCCUGAUUAUACCAAGGUCACUCUUGAAGAAGCCCACUCCGGAGACAGUCGAAUAUUUGAAGGAGUGCUUCAAGACGGUCGUGUUGAAGCUUCCACUCAAGUUGAAAAUUUUUUUCAUGUCAAUGUUGCAACACAGACAUCCUCUGACAUCAUCUUGUCUGGUAACACAAGUACUAGCACAAUGGAAGGACUGGGAGCAGGCCCAAACAUUCACCUGAUAACAAAAUCAUUUGAUGACUUUGUCAUCGAUUCGCCACGAUUUGAUUCACUCAGAAUGGUGAAGAAGCAAAAUUGGUUCCAAUAUGUCUUUGAUCGAAAUCAUCGGCAAGAGGAUGCACCAGCUGUUGAUUCCCUUGUUGUUUCCCCUGUUUAUUCACCUAGUAUUCAUUCUAAUUCAGAUGCACAGUGUUCCUCAAUGUCAGCCCCUACAAACAGGACUAGGCCUAUGUUGGUAGAACCUCAAAGACAAGCAAGACCACCUGCGAUUAGUCCUGCUCUUAAAAAUCAUAAGUGGUUCCCUUCUCCAAAAAAAGCUAUCGGUUAGUGUAUUAACUAGGCUACCUAUAUUUUAAAUUUAUUAUUAUAAUUUCCAUUUUUAAUCUCUGUAAAAUUACCACAUAUAGCCUAUGGUCAUAAAUUUACUUUAUUAUAACCUGAUUAUUAUUUUAAUUUUCAUAUGAAAGGUUCGUAC